GCCAUGGCGACAACUCCCUGCCGCUUCCCUCUCUGCAUGCGCCUGGCUCUGCUGGGCCUAGCGACUGCCUCGGUCUCGCUCGCCGCUCAGGAGGACUUGACCCUGCACGGCCAGGACGGGUCCGUGAUCGUGGCGCUUGUGUCGGGGCUCAAUCGGCUCUCCGAUGCCUUGGAGGAGCACCACGAGAAGUGCCUCAAGAAGGGAGCUCUGACGCCGGUCACGGAGGAGCACUUGGACAGCCUCCGCGAGCGCGUGAGGCGGCAGUGGGCAGAGCUCGGCGACCUCGAGCGGAACUUUGGCGCCUUGACCUCCAAGAUGAGCCAGAUGUUGAGGAAGCGCGUCCCUUACGCCCGGCAGGAACUUAAAGGCUGUGUCCCGCCCUUCUACGAGGUGGGCGGAGGAUGCUACUGGCUCCACAAGCGUCCAGGCCUGAGCUGGGACGAUGCCCGGCGGCGCUGCCAGAGGGCGGAGGCGGACCUGGCGACGCCCGGCAACAUGCUCGUCCUCAGGGAUUACCUCCGGAAACAGCAGAACCCAAGCUGGUCCAACGUGUGGGUGGGCGGGCGCGUGACGGCGUGGGGCAACUGGCGCUGGCUCAACAACUCGGCCAUCGUCAUGAACGAGCGCACGUGGUACCCCGUCAGCCGCUCCUUCCGCGCCGACUGCGUGGCCCUCGCCGUCGACCAGGACUUCCUCAUGACCGGCGUCGAGUGCGACAAGAACCUGUAUUUCCUCUGCGAAAAGAAGCUAUGAUGCUCCUUCCCCGAUUUCGCCUCUCUCCCUCCGCCUCUCGCUGCCCCUGCCGUGUCCUUCAUGCUUCAGUUUGGCUCUAAACACAUGAUGGCAUAAUGUAUUUCUCUUAUUAUCGGUAUCUACCUUAAUUGCCUCUGUCAGAGUCACUCUCUUCU
This is a messenger RNA of Penaeus indicus, 908 nucleotides long. RefSeq lists its product as uncharacterized. The coding region runs from base 4 to 753 and encodes 249 amino acids. The transcript is spliced from 3 exons. The record is from RefSeq and is a predicted model, not a curated record. NCBI's taxonomy places the organism in Eukaryota, Metazoa, Arthropoda, Malacostraca, Decapoda, Penaeidae.